Molecule: messenger RNA, 1344 nt
Organism: Gloeophyllum trabeum ATCC 11539
Lineage: Eukaryota; Fungi; Basidiomycota; Agaricomycetes; Gloeophyllales; Gloeophyllaceae
Exons: 4
Coding region: 1-1344 (447 amino acids)
Source: RefSeq, a predicted model, not a curated record
AUGAGACUAUUGCUGACAGCUCUAACGGUUUUCGCCUUCGUCCCGUGCUUGGCAUAUGGUCAAUGGCACCCAGAGAAACCAGCACAGUAUCAUGAACUGCCUCCACUGCGAGAGCAGGCCCGCCUUUUCAACGAGUGGAAAGAUGAGCGGAUAGCUCGAAUCCCUGCUCUGCUGAAGAAAUAUGACAUCGACGCAUGGCUGCUGAGCAUGCGAGAGCACAACGAAGACCCCCUCUGGUGGUCCCUCAAGAACGCGACACAGUUCGCCCCCCACCGGCGCACCGUCUUACUCUUCCACACCAACACCUCCUCCCUCGCCGGGCACCCCAACCCGCUCGUGUGGGUAGACAACACCGGCGCGGUGUGGGACGAGCUGCGCUGGAUACUCGUGCAGUACGCACCGCAGCGCAUCGCGCUCAACACCGAUAGGCACAUUGCCUUCGGAGGCGGGCUGGCCGUGGGUGAGUGGAUGGAGCUGUACGAGCAGCUGCCGCAGGAGUGGAUGAAAGCCGUGAACCAGCCGAUGCUCGCGGUCGAGUACAUCGCCGCGAGGGUACCCGGGCAACUCAGCUAUUACCGCAAGAUGCAGGAGACGGUGUGGGCGAUGAUCCAAGAGGCGUUCAGCGCGCGCGUCAUCGAGCCUAAUAUCACGACAACAGUUGACGUCGAAUGGUGGUUCAGAGAGAAGAUCCAAACGCAGAACUUCUCCACCUGGGUGCAUCCCCGCGUAUCCGUGAUAACCCCCCAGUCAUUCCCCGGUUGGGCGGGAACGGAAGAUAUCAUACAAGAAGGGGAUCUCUUGCACGUAGACUUUGGGGUCACCGCCAUGAGCAUGAACACCGACACUCAACACAUGGCCUAUGUCCUGCGUACGUCGGAAGGAGAGAGCGACGCACCGGAAGGGCACAAAGAAGGCAUUAAGAAAGCUAACCGUAUGCAGGAUAUCGUGCUGAGUCAGAUGCAAGCGGGCAAGACGGGCAAUGCAGUCUUGCAGGCGUCACUGAGACAAAUGAAGGCUGAGAACAUCUCCGGACAAAUUUACUGUCAUCCGAUCGGUGAUUAUGCACAUGCGCCUGGGGCUGUAAUGGGUUUUACUAACCUCCCCGAAUACGUACCCGUCCUCGGAGAACUGCCCAUAUUACCCAACACGUGGUAUAGCAUCGAGCUUUACGCGUACCAUUUGGUACCGGAGAGAAACGAGACCCUCAGAUUCCGACUAGAAGAAACAGUGCACUGGGUCGACGACCAAGUAGGGUGGAAGUUCGUACAUGGGCGUCAAGAAGCACUUCACCUCAUUGACUGGCAAGUGCCCAGUAGCGACGGUGACUUCUUCGUGCAGUCAUAA